CCAACCAUCUUCAACAACAGUUACUACAAUUGGAGGAGGCGUUUCUCAGAUUUAGGUCUGACUUUUUUUUAUUCAUCAAUUCUUUUCGAUCUUCUUCUGGGUCAUUUUUAUGUCCUCUCAUCCCAAGCUUUUCCACUUCACACAUUCCUAAGAUACCAUAUCAUGAGUUGCUUUGGUUGUUGUGAGGAUGAUGACAUGCACAAGGCUGCUGGUAAUGGACCAUACAUGACAACCAACUAUGCAGGCAACCCUGCAGGCAAUUAUGCAGCAGAAACAGCACAAAAGGAGAAACAGGCUGUUGCAAUGCAGCCAAUUGCUGUACCUGCAAUUUCAGUAGACGAGUUGAAGGACAUUACAGAUAAUUUUGGUUCAAAGUGUUUGAUUGGUGAGGGAUCCUAUGGAAGAGUGUACCAUGGCGUCCUCAAAACCGGACAGGCUGCUGCAAUUAAAAAGUUGGAUUCUAGCAAGCAACCACACCAAGAAUUUUUAGCACAGGUCUCUAUGGUAUCAAGACUGAAACAUGAAAAUGUGGUUGAGCUACUCGGUUAUUGUGUAGAUGGUGGUCUUCGGGUCCUGGCUUAUGAGUAUGCUCCAAACGGGUCCCUACAUGACAUUCUUCAUGGCAGAAAAGGUGUGAAAGGUGCACAACCUGGUCCAGUUCUAUCGUGGGCCCAGAGAGUAAAAAUAGCUGUUGGGGCUGCAAAGGGACUGGAGUACUUGCACGAGAAGUCACAGCCUCAUAUUAUUCACCGUGACAUAAAGUCGAGCAAUGUUUUACUUUUUGAUGAUGAUGUUGCUAUGAUUGCCGAUUUUGAUUUGUCAAAUCAAGCCCCUGACAUGGCAGCUCGUCUUCAUUCCACUCGUGUUCUUGGAACUUUCGGUUAUCAUGCCCCAGAAUAUGCAAUGACUGGGCAACUAAGUUCAAAGAGCGAUGUAUACAGCUUUGGUGUGGUACUCUUAGAACUAUUGACGGGCCGUAAACCAGUUGAUCAUACACUGCCUAGGGGACAGCAGAGUCUUGUAACAUGGGCAACACCAAAGUUAAGCGAAGACAAGGUAAAGCAGUGCGUGGAUGGUAGACUGAAUGGAGAAUACCCUCCUAAGGCUGUUGCAAAGAUGGCUGCAGUUGCUGCGUUGUGUGUGCAAUAUGAAGCUGAUUUUAGGCCAAACAUGAGCAUUGUAGUAAAAGCUCUCCAGCCUCUCUUGAAUACUCGAUCUGGACCUCCUACUACUGAAACACCAAACUAUUGAAACAAUAAACUUGUUAUCAGUGCUACAAGACGAAAGUGGCUGUUAUUUAUUACUAUUAUUAUUAUUAUUAUUAUUGUUUAUCUUUUGAUGGUAUUGAGAGUUUUGAAUGCCUACCAAAUCUUGAGCUGUUGAUAAGUUUAUCAAGACCUGUUUCAAGUGUAGGGGAACAAAGUAAAAAGAACUAUUGAAUGUAGAUUACAAAUAGCAUUCUUUUGUGGACCUGGUUGUUUUGUUGAUUCUUGUAAAAGUACUUUGAAUUGAUUGUGAGGAAUAUUGGAUGAAACAUUGUACA
Messenger RNA from Erythranthe guttata (spotted monkey flower), 1543 nucleotides. Its product is annotated as Protein kinase superfamily protein. Gene Ontology annotation, biological process: protein phosphorylation. The record is from RefSeq and is a predicted model, not a curated record. Gene Ontology annotation, molecular function: ATP binding; protein kinase activity. Lineage: Eukaryota; Viridiplantae; Streptophyta; Magnoliopsida; Lamiales; Phrymaceae.